This is a messenger RNA of Colossoma macropomum (tambaqui), 1900 nucleotides long. It is a transcript of the gene runx2a, whose product is annotated as RUNX family transcription factor 2a. Gene Ontology annotation, biological process: neuron differentiation; hemopoiesis; regulation of cell differentiation. The record is from RefSeq and is a predicted model, not a curated record. Gene Ontology annotation, cellular component: nucleus. Gene Ontology annotation, molecular function: RNA polymerase II cis-regulatory region sequence-specific DNA binding; DNA-binding transcription factor activity, RNA polymerase II-specific; ATP binding. NCBI's taxonomy places the organism in Eukaryota, Metazoa, Chordata, Actinopteri, Characiformes, Serrasalmidae.
CCCUGAUAUGGUUUUGUGUUCUCAGUUUAGGACAUCAAGGGUCACCACGACCCUUCAUCAAAAGGAGAAAUAUCCUCUGAGGAUAACCAAGUGUGGCUAUGGCAUCUAACAGUCUUUUCAGCUCGGUCACUCCAUGUCAGCAGAACUUCUUCUGGGAGCCCAGCAGCAGCCGGAGGUUCAGCCCGCCCUCCAGCAGCGUGCUGCCCGGCAAGGGGAGCGAUGUGAACGGCGGGAGCGCGCAGCCCGAAGCGCAGCCAGCGGCGGCUCCCAGACUGCGCGCGCACGACAACAGGAGCAUGGUGGAGAUCAUCGCCGACCACCCGGCCGAGCUGGUGCGGACGGACAGCCCAAACUUUCUCUGCUCCGUGCUGCCGUCUCACUGGAGGUGCAACAAGACCCUGCCGGUGGCGUUUAAGGUCGUUGCACUAGGAGAUGUUCCUGAUGGAACAGUGGUAAGUAUGGCAGGAAACGAUGAGAACUACUCAGCUGAGCUGCGGAACGCCUCUGCAGUCAUGAAGAACCAAGUGGCACGCUUUAACGACCUGAGGUUCGUCGGCAGGAGUGGGCGAGGAAAGAGCUUCACUCUGACAAUCACAGUAUUCACAAACCCACCCCAAGUGGCUACUUACCACCGAGCCAUAAAGGUCACAGUGGAUGGACCGCGGGAGCCAAGAAGACACAGGCAGAAGUUGGAGGACCCUCCAAAGCCCGGGCUGUUCUCAGAGCGCCUGAGCGAGCUGGAACGCCUCCGCCAGACCACCAUGAGGGUCGCCGUGCCAACGCAGAGCCCCCGGCCCUCUCUCAACACCGCAGCCAACUCCUUCAGCCCACAGGGACAGACGCAAAUCUCAGACCCGCGGCAGGCCCAGUCGUCUCCACCCUGGUCGUACGAACAACCCUACACACCCUACCUGAGCCAGAUGACUUCUCCCUCCAUCCACUCCACCACCCCACUGUCCUCCACCCGAGCCACGGGCCUGCCAGCCAUCAGCGAUGUGCCAAGACGCCUCUCAGGUACGUCUGAUCUGAGCCCCUUCACGGCCGACCCACGCCAGUUUGAGCGUCAGUUCCCCAGCCUGUCCUCUCUCACCGAGACACGCUUCUCCAGUCCCAGGAUGCACUACCCGGGCACUUUCACCUACACUCCCACCCCGGUCACCUCGGGCAUGUCUCUGGGCAUGUCCACCACCACCCACUACCACACUUACCUUCCUCCACCCUACCCCGGCUCCACCCAGAACCAGAGCGGGCCCUUCCAGACCAGCAGCACCCCGUACCUUUACUACGGCACCUCUUCUGGGUCCUACCAGUUCUCUAUGGUUCCGGGGGGUGACCGCUCGCCGUCCCGCAUGCUGCCCCCCUGCACUAGCGCCUCCACGGGCAGCUCCUUGGUCAACCCCAACCUGCCCACUCAGACUGAGGGGGGUGAGGCGGACGGCAGCCACAGCAGCUCCCCCACCGUCCUCAGCUCCAGCGGCAGGAUGGACGAGUCUGUAUGGAGGCCAUAUUGAGAAGGUCCUUGGGCAACUAGCCCCAAGAAAGGCCAUCGCAGCACUGCUCGCCUCAAAGAUGUAAUGUAGUAGUUUCCAUCUAUGGUCCUGGAGUACUCAUGCCCUGCACAUUGUAGUGUUUUUCCUGCUCUAACACACCCACUUCAACUCAGCAAGGGCUUAGUGGUGUAAAUCUCAAACCUCAGAACAAUUCAAUUCAAUUACGAUUCUUUAGUAAAUUAUUUUGUGUAUCAGGAACUUUCAAAUUUGACCACAGUUUGAUUCAGUUAGAUCACUUUGAUUUAAUGCAAAAAUAUUUUAAAAAUACGCUGAAUACACAGAUUUGACUGGAGGUACACAGUAGGAACAAACUUAAAUAUGUAAUUUUCUGUCAAGUUUAGUGCACAAUU